Messenger RNA from Drosophila montana, 465 nucleotides. It is a transcript of the gene Cpr64Ab, whose product is annotated as Cuticular protein 64Ab. Gene Ontology annotation, cellular component: extracellular matrix. Bases 100 to 465 code for a protein of 121 amino acids. NCBI's taxonomy places the organism in Eukaryota, Metazoa, Arthropoda, Insecta, Diptera, Drosophilidae. The record is from RefSeq and is a predicted model, not a curated record. The transcript has 2 exons.
GACGGGUGGCAAAGCGUUUAAAACCACGCGACAACAGCACCACAAGACAGUCCAGAAAGUGCAAUCAAUCAAUCCACAAUUCAAUCCAAGACAAUCAACAUGGCUCUGCUCAAGUCUCUCCUCAUCAGCUGCGCUCUGUUCGCCGUCAUCGAGUGCGCCCUGCUGCCCGGCGUGGCUGUGCCCGUGAACACGGACUUUGAUCCGCAUCCGCAAUAUGCGUACGCCUACAAUGUCCAGGAUGCCAUCACCGGGGACAGCAAGAGCCAGCAGGAGGUGCGCGACGGCGAUGUGGUCAAGGGCUCCUAUUCCGUGGUGGAUGCCGACGGUUCGCUGCGCACCGUUUUCUACACGGCCGAUCCCAUCAACGGCUUCAAUGCGGUCGUCCAGCGUGGCCCAGUUCCAGCUCCGGUUCCAGCUCCAGUUCCACUGGUUGCCCCACGUCCAGUCGCCCCAUUCCUGGGCUAG